Hydractinia symbiolongicarpus is the source of this 1491-nucleotide messenger RNA. Its product is annotated as gamma-aminobutyric acid receptor subunit beta-like. Gene Ontology annotation, biological process: monoatomic ion transmembrane transport. The record is from RefSeq and is a predicted model, not a curated record. NCBI's taxonomy places the organism in Eukaryota, Metazoa, Cnidaria, Hydrozoa, Anthoathecata, Hydractiniidae. Gene Ontology annotation, cellular component: membrane. The transcript has 8 exons. Bases 14 to 1237 code for a protein of 407 amino acids. Gene Ontology annotation, molecular function: extracellular ligand-gated monoatomic ion channel activity; transmembrane signaling receptor activity.
CAACAGGUUAAAAAUGUUUUUUGCGAUGAAUUGGAUGUGGAGAGCCAUCUUCCUGAUUUUGGGAGUCAAAAUAGCGUUCUGUCUGCAACACACAGCUCAAGAAGUAACCAACAUCUUACGCAGUUUAAAUCAAUCGAAAUACUCCAGACAUGUUCCGCCACCAAAAGAAGGUUUGAAGCCACUUAAUGUUGGAUUGGGAGUCUAUCUAAUCGAAAUGGUUCCAAUAAAACACAGAUACUACGAUCUUGUGGUGGAUAUACUUCUGGAAUGGAAAGAUUCACGUAUGAUGUUCAACUCUUCCAUGACCACACCCAUGGCACUUUCAGUGGAGACUGAUGAAUUCUUUUGGCAGCCUGACCUCUGGAUUCUAGAUGAAAGUAGUGGAAAAUCAGCUUACCUGAUUGAUCAAUAUGUACGAUUGUUUACUAACGGAAAAAUACAGCUGAUCAAAAGACUUAACUUGGUAAUGUUUUGUCCGAUGCGGUACUGGUACUUCCCAUUUGACCAUCAGAAAUGUUUCGUGCGAUUUGAAUCAUACGCUUUUAAUAACAAAAUCAUGUCUCUUAAUUGGUUACCAAUGGGCGUGGAUCGUGAUUUGUACGGCGUUCAUACCACUGAAUUCCAUAUCACUCUUAAUAAUCUAACAAAGAACUACAUCAAUGGAGGUCCAACGGGCAUAUUUGACCAACUCAUUUUCGCACUGGAGAUAAAGAGACAUUUUGGGUACUACUUAAGUCAAAGUUUUUUUCCUUUCAAUCUCGUUGUGAUACUAAGCAUGACAUCUUUCUGGAUUGACCACAACUGUGUGCCGGCUCGAGUGUCUAUUCCGUUAAUUGUCGUGCUCACACUCUCCAAGCUGACAAUCGACAUUAAAGGUUUAUUGCCGUUCUCGCGUUCCACUUUAUUUGUCGAAUAUUACCUCAACUUUUCAGUCCUGUUUGUGUUAACUGUUCUCUUCGAAUACUGCAUUGUAGGAUUGUCGAAAACGAAAGAGAAAGAGAACGAAAUUGAAGAACGUGAAGAAGAAAAAUCAUUGUCCUCAUUUAUCGUCGUCGAAAAGGGAGGUUAUUUAAAGACAGAUUUUCUCGACAUACCGACAAUUUAUGACGUUGCCCAACAAGAAAACCAUGUUGUCCAUCCGAUCGAUCAGAAAUGUCGGCUUAUCUAUCCACUGAUGUACGUGCUGUAUAACGCGGCGUAUUUUGUCACGUGUGCUAUUUCGUACAGUGAUGACUGAUGUGACGUUAGCAAAUACAUGUUUUUUAUAAGCAUAUCGGCAUUUCAGGCUCAGAUAGGAGAAUUUUUUAACUAUACGCUAAACAUAUUGCUCAGCCAUGACUCCUUCUCAUGUGUGCUUUUUUAUUGGUAUUUUAACUAGAAAGUCUUAGUUACACCACUACAAUGACUUGUUUUUUGUGAACACCAAAACUUGUAGUAUCUACAGUACUUAUAUUUAUUAUUAUUAAGUAUAAAAUUUAAUAAAUACAAUUU